AGAUGGCAGUGUGUGUAUUUUGACAUAUCCCCUUAAUUUUAAUAAGAAAUUAUGAGGAAGUACAUGUUCCCAUGCCUGUAGUUUAUCCAACCACGCUGAUUUUGUGGGGAUGGCUACUGCUCAGGAGGUUGAUGAGGAACCGCUUAAGGUGAAGGACGAAGAUGAAGAGGAAGUUGAGAAAGACACUGACGAUGGUGGGGAGGGGGACGAAGAAGAGCCCAAAGAGCCGAGGAUCCGCGACACACCAGAGGACAUUCAUUUUGAUGCCAUCGUAAACACACUAGCAUUUCAUCCUAAGCAGGAUAUCAUUGCAGCCGGCGAUAUUGAUGGCGACAUAUAUUUAUAUUCAUACUCUUGCACCGAAGGGGAGACGAAAGAGCUGUGGUCAUCAGGUCAUCACCUGAAGUCCUGCAGGAAAGUGGCUUUUUCCCAUGAUGGCCGUAGCUUGUUCAGUGUGGCCAAAGACAAGGCCGUGCACAUCAUGGAUGUGGAAGCAGGGAAGCUGGUCACACGCAUCCCCAAAGCCCACAGCGUUCCCAUCUACUCCCUGUUGUUGGUGGAUGAGAACGUCCUGGCUACGGGGGAUGACGAGGGCACCCUGAAGGUCUGGGACAUGAGGAAAGGCACGGCCAUCAUGGACCUGAAGCACCACGAGGACUUCAUCAGCGAGAUCGCCAUAGACGAGGCCAAGAAGAUCCUGCUCACCUCAAGUGGAGACGGUACCAUGGGGGUGUUCAACAUAAAGCGCAGGCGGUUUGAUCUGGUGUCUGAGCCCCAGAGUGGAGAUCUCACCUCGGUGGCCAUUGUUAAACGUGGUAGGAAGGCGGUCUGUGGCUCCAGCGAUGGCACCAUCUACAUCUUCAACUGGGACGGCUUCGGGGCGACCAGCGACCGCUUCUUCGUGCAGGCGGAGUCUCUGGAGAGCAUCGUGCCUAUCACAGACAGCAUGGUGUGUGCUGCCUCCAUGGACGGAGUUAUCCGAGCCAUCAACAUUCUGCCCAAUCGGGUGGUUGGCAGCGUGGGUCAGCACAAAGGAGAGCCCAUAGAAGACAUCGCCCGUUCCUACGACUCGCAUUUCCUGGCCAGCAGUGCCCACGACCAGCUGGUGAAGUUCUGGGACAUCUCCAAGCUCUCGGAGCUCCACGUCAGCGACUACCGGAAGAGGAAGAAGAAGCACGGCAAACUGACGUCGCUCAGCAAGAAGGCCGUCGGCUGCGGAGACAACUUCUUCGCCGGGCUGCUGGACGAGCCUGACGACGCCCAGGACAAAAAGGACAAUAUGAAAGAGGAGGAGGAGGACGACAAGGAUGACGACAGUGACAGUGAUAGCGGCAGUGACUGAAAACCUACCGAAACCGAUACAGAAUGUGACUGUUAGGCUUUCAUCAGACCUCACUGUUGCCAAAGAGUACAUCUUAGUAGCCAUGUCCCCUACAAACAGCAAAACACAACACAUUUGUCAGGUUUAGGAGUCUAUUGAGAGGAUUUGUCUUUCAAUGGUCUCUGAGCCUGAGAUUUGUACAGAAAGACUAAUAUGAUGUUCGAGGUCAGCCUAGAAUGCUGCUGUCAUGUACAAGAGUGUGACAUCAGUUGUUUUUAUGUCUGUCAUAAGAUGCACACCCCUGCUAUUCCCCCCACUUUCUCACAUCCAUAGUACAUAGGACUACAUAGUAGUACACAGCGCAUCUAAUUGGUCUGAGCCAGUCUAUCACCGAGUCUGGUUUUACUUCAUCAGCACUGAGGCAAAGCUGCUAACAGCAGAAACAGUUAACGAGUUUUGAAUCAUUAACAUGGAAAAGUCAGUGGUGUGGCUUGCCGAUUAAGAGGGGACACUACCCAGCACCACCCCCCGUAGAGUGAUGGUAAUCACUUCCCGAAGUUUCCCAUCUCUCUCCUCUAGGGAACAGCUUGAGUACGUUGGCUGAUUAGACAAUUUCAUAAUGAAACGGAAGCAAUGAAAACAACAGGGAAAUGUCUGUGUGCCUCUACACAGCAGAGAAGAAUUUGGGGAAAAUAACAUACAGACUCCUCGUUUUAGAAGUUGAAGUUAAUGAGGCUUUUAUUGCUUUCACUUGAGGCCUUUGAAGUUUACAGCAGCGAGAGAGAGAAAGAGAGAGAGAGUGAGAGUUGUGUACCCUGGGAAGAUGAGGAUUAGUGGGGGUAGUAAUGUCGUUACUUCUUCUUGAGAAGUUAAUGAAAGACUUCCGACAUCGGAUGGAUGUUCUCUGAUUGAGUUAUUUGAAAUGUGUGUAAUGUUGCCUUGUACAUGCUUGUCUAUCAACUUUGUUCAAGAUGAAAGUUUUUCUUUUCCAAAAAAAAAAGUCUCUAGUCUCUUGAAGUAUUGUGUGGCCUGGAACAGAAAAGUAGACUUGGAUAUGGGAUUGUUGACCUUUGACCUUGUAACCCGAUGAAAAGAAACAGUUGUGCCCUCUCCAUAAGCCCACAGACUCCUGACUAAACUGUCCUCUUGGUCACCCAGGAGAAAAGAGAAAAGUGCUUAAUUAUUUAGCUUUGCUUUGAAAUUACAGGGCCCUAAAAUGGACGAACUGCACCCCCCAUAAAUUUCAAUUCUCCUUGCUGGAGACUUGGCCUUUGAACAGCUGUUUGGCAACAAAGUGGUGUUAAUCUUGAGUUAUGACUCCCUGCUCAAGGCCUGGAGUGCCAGGCUGAAGGCCUGUAUGGGAUUGCAGUGCACUGGAACAACAUAAUAUCAGAUGCUUUACAUAUUUUCCUGAUAAUAUUUACAAGACAGUGAUUAAAAACUGAGAAAUAGUCAAAAAAA
This is a messenger RNA of Clupea harengus (Atlantic herring), 2782 nucleotides long. RefSeq names its product WD repeat domain 55 (gene wdr55). The record is from RefSeq and is a predicted model, not a curated record. Gene Ontology annotation, molecular function: protein binding. Lineage: Eukaryota; Metazoa; Chordata; Actinopteri; Clupeiformes; Clupeidae.